AUGGUUCGAAAUUCAAGCCGAGUGGGCAAGUACACUGUGUCUGUAUUCAGCAAGGCUCUUGAAGAUAAAGAAGGAACUGUCAAACAUUACCAUGUGCACACAAACUACGAAAACAAAUAUUAUCUGGCGGAAAAUUACUGUUUUAAUUCAGUUCCCCAGCUUAUUCACUAUCAUCAGCAUAACUCAGCAGGUAUGAUUACAAGGCUUCGACAUGCUGUGACUACAAAAGCAAAUAAGGUCCCAUCGACAUCAUCCUUAGGAAAUGGGAUCUGGGAGCUGAAACGAGAGGAAAUCGUCCUGCUCAAGGAAUUAGGAAGUGGCCAGUUUGGAGUGGUGCAGCGGGGAAAAUGGAAGGGAAAGUAUGAUGUUGCCAUUAAGAUGAUUAAAGAAGGAUCAAUGUCAGAAGAUGAAUUCAUAGAGGAAGCUCACAUCAUGAUGAAACUUAAUCAUCCCAAACUUGUUAAACUCUAUGGGGUUUGCACAGAGACAUAUCCCUUCUAUAUAGUGGCAGAAUAUAUGGCUAAUGGCUGCUUGCUUAACUAUUUGAGGAGUCACAGAAAGGAACUGCAACCCUUUCAGCUGCUGGAAAUAUGUUAUAGCAUUUGUGAAGCUAUGACUUUCUUAGAGAGCCAGCAGUUCAUUCAUCGAGACUUGGCUGCUAGGAACUGCUUGGUUGACAGUGAUUUUACUGUGAAGGUGUCUGACUUUGGGAUGGCUAGGUAUGUUCUGGAUGACCUAUAUAUAAGUUCAUUAGGAACUAAGUUUCCAGUGAAGUGGUCGGCACCAGAAGUUUUUCAUUAUACUAAGUUUAGCAGCAAGUCGGAUGUAUGGGCCUUUGGGAUCUUAAUGUGGGAGGUGUUCACUUUGGGAAAGCAACCCUAUGAACUGUAUGAUAACAAGCAAGUAAUUGAGAAGGUUUCUGAGGGAUAUCGGCUUUACCGACCACAACUGGCCUCAGAGACCAUCUACCAGUUAAUGUACAGCUGCUGGCAUGAGCUACCAGAAAAGCGCCCCACAUUUCAUCAACUCCUAUCAAUUAUUGAGACACUCAGAGAAGAUAACAAAUCUUGAAGACAAGUCCUCAUCAUGUGGCUUUUGAAUAUUGGUUGACAUAUCACCAGUCUACUUUGUGGGAGCUAAUAUUUUUGUGCAAAUUCUGAAAUCUGACUGACUUCAGAUUUGGCUGACUCCAGCAGUAUGACACUGGAUUUUCAUUGUCUUUUAACUCGCAGUGCUUUGACAACAUAGAGUAAAGAAGAAAGCUCUUGUGAUGUUGUGGUGACUUGGUAUUGUCUGAAAGAAGAGUGUAGAAGUAUAAUACUGAUGCUGUUAGUAUGAUCCCCCCCCAUAGUACUUCACAAGCAGAGAACUAUCCAGUAAUAGAGUAAACUCUUUCAAAGUUUGUUGCGGUGUUGGGUUUUUUUAGGUCACAACAGGAUUUUAUUAAUCUUUAUUUGGAAAAUGUAAAUGUGGGCAAUAUAAGCUUACUAGGUUUUCUCAUUAUCAUAUCAGAUCUCAGGGUAUUUUCUGUUAUAUAAACCUGAGGUUGAUAUUAUGGGUCAAAUUCA
This is a messenger RNA of Dermochelys coriacea (leatherback sea turtle), 1568 nucleotides long. It is a transcript of the gene BMX, whose product is annotated as BMX non-receptor tyrosine kinase. The record is from RefSeq and is a predicted model, not a curated record. Gene Ontology annotation, biological process: B cell receptor signaling pathway; peptidyl-tyrosine autophosphorylation; adaptive immune response. The transcript has 9 exons. Gene Ontology annotation, molecular function: non-membrane spanning protein tyrosine kinase activity; ATP binding. Lineage: Eukaryota; Metazoa; Chordata; Testudines; Dermochelyidae. Bases 1 to 1071 code for a protein of 356 amino acids.